AUGGAUAUAGAAGUACCUUCUAAAAAACAAAUACAAAAAAAAGAUAUUGAAAAUAUUCCUUGGGUAGAAAAAUAUAGACCAGAUACACUUAAAGAUUUAAUUUCACAUGAAUUUAUUGUUAUGACAAUUACAAAAUUUAUAAAUGAAUAAAAUAAAUUACCUAACUUGUUAUUCUAUGGUCCUCCAGGAACAGGAAAAACAUCAACAAUAGUAGCCAUUGCUAAAUAAUUAUAUGGAAACAGCUAUAAAUAAAUGGUUUUAGAACUAAACGCAUCAGAUGAUAGAGGUAUUAAUGUUGUAAGAGAUCAAAUAAAAACAUUUGCUGGGACUGCAAAUUUUUCCGCUGCAGGAAAAGGAACAAAAUUAAUUAUUUUAGAUGAAGCCGAUUAAAUGACAAACUAAGCUUAGUUUGCAUUAAGAAGAAUUAUUGAAAAAUAUAGUAAUAAUGCUAGAUUUUGUCUCAUUUGUAAUUAUGUAUCUAAAAUCAUUCCAGCACUUCAAUCAAGAUGUACAAGAUUUAAAUUUAAGCAUAUUCCUAUUGAAGAUGCUUAGAAAAGAAUAGAGGAAAUAUGCUUAAUUGAAAAAAUAAAAUAUGAUUAAUCUGGUUUAGAAGCAAUAUUUAAAUUAUGUGAUGGGGAUAUGCGUAGAGUUGUUAAUAUGUUAUAAGUAAAAUAAUUUUAAUAUAUAUAUAUUUAUUAUAUUUUUUAAUAGAGUUUGUAAUUAUAAAGUAAUAUUUUAAAUUAAGUAUUUGUUAAUGAGGAGUUUGUUUAUAAAUUUACUGGAAACGCUACACCUUAAGAUAUGGAAGAAAUAUUAAAUAUUUUAUUAACUGAAAACUUAAUUAAUGCUUAUGAAACUAUUAGAAAAUAUUAAGUAUUGAAAGGAAUUUCACUAUAAGUAAUUCUAAAAGAACUUAAUAUGAAAUUAAUGUAUAGUAGAUAUCCAAGUAUUGCACUUGAAUUCUUAGUUAAAAGAAUUGCUGAGUUAGAAUAUAGAAUGUCUAUUAGUUGUGAAGAAAAAGUAUAAUUAUUAUCAUUAAUUGGAGUCUUUAUCGAAAUAAGACAUACAAUUAAUAAAUGA
Ichthyophthirius multifiliis is the source of this 1080-nucleotide messenger RNA. RefSeq names its product replication factor c subunit, putative. Gene Ontology annotation, cellular component: DNA replication factor C complex; nucleus. The transcript has 6 exons. NCBI's taxonomy places the organism in Eukaryota, Ciliophora, Oligohymenophorea, Hymenostomatida. The record is from RefSeq and is a predicted model, not a curated record. Gene Ontology annotation, molecular function: ATP hydrolysis activity; DNA binding; DNA clamp loader activity. Gene Ontology annotation, biological process: DNA repair; DNA-templated DNA replication.